Molecule: messenger RNA, 3484 nt
Organism: Colias croceus (clouded yellow)
Lineage: Eukaryota; Metazoa; Arthropoda; Insecta; Lepidoptera; Pieridae
Gene: WDY
Product: WD repeat-containing protein on Y chromosome
Exons: 18
Coding region: 1-3147 (1048 amino acids)
Molecular function (GO): protein binding
Source: RefSeq, a predicted model, not a curated record
AUGGCGAACGACGUCGAAGUAAAAUCAAUUAUGUCCAUAUCAUCCAAAUCAGAAGUCAGUACUGCUGCCCUUACUCGCACUAGGUGGAAGAAUGCCCCUCUUCACGAAAGAUGUACAACGGCAGAUAUGCUCAAAAUUAAAGAUGCAUUCCAAGAAGCAUAUAGGAAUAAAAUGUUACCAAAUGAAUUUAGAAAUUUAUUGCGCACAUUGCUUAAUGUGGAGUAUGAUGAUGAUGAAUUUAAUAUCCUAUUUCUAAAAAUCAAUACGUCGCGUGAGGGCGAAAUAGACUGGGAUGAGUUAGUAUCACAUUUACUGCUUGGCUACUUCCUCAAUGAUCCAGAAAACGAGAGAGCGUCAUUACAACUGCCCAUCAUGGGUCUUCCUACGGUGAUGCGCUCGCAGCAUCGCCAUCCUAUAUCGAGGAUAUGCUUUUGUCCAGACGUUGCGAAGGAUCGAACAACGGACAUGUUGACGGGUAACUACAUAACAGCCAGCAGAGACGGUAUGAUCAACUGGUGGUCGCUCGAUAUGACACUCUUACGAACUGCUUUCUCUUCGAGCCCUCAUCUAAAGGUUCGCUCAACCUGGGUAACCGAUAUGGUGUGUAUGCCUGAUGUGAACAUCAUUGUGACGAGUUCUACGGAGAGAGACCUACGUUUCUAUGACUGCACUGCCAAGACAUUUACUUUGAAGAUUGUCAUCACUAGUUGGGAGUAUAUGAUAUGCACGAUGUACUACCACUUCCACAAAGACCCGUCGGAGAAGUGCACGCUGAUCUGCGGCGACGUGGGCGGCAAUAUCCGCGUGCUGCAGUUCUCGCCCGUGCAGCGCGGGCCCUUCCGCAACCAGCCCGGCCGCGCGCUGCUGCAGUUGCGCCAUGUGGAUCUGCAAAAGAAGCCGCACCUGCUCCCCGAGCUGCGGCUGACGGAGCUGCGGCGCGUGCACACGGAGUGGGUGCGGCAGGUGUCGUACUACGCGUCGCUGCACUGCAUCGUGUCGUGCGCAACCUGCCCCGACUCGCUGCUCAUGUGCGACCUCGCGGGUUCCAAGACGCACAACAUGUUCCGUGUGGAUAAGGGCAUCCAAUGCUUCGCGUUCGAUGAGGAAGCGCACGUGCUAGUGACGGGCGGGCCUGACUGCGUAGUGCGCGUGUGGAACCCGUUCGUGCCGCGCGCGCCGAGCGCCACGCUGCACGGCCACCACGCGGCCGUGCUCGCGCUCGCGCUGCAGGGCCCCGCCCGGGUCUACUCGCUCGCACGCGACCGCGUCAUCAAGGCGUGGGAUAUACACGGCCAGUGCUGCAUACAAAGUUACAUCGAUAUCCCGGCCCAAAUCGGCGAGCGCACUCCCAUAUCGACCGUGUAUAACCCGGCGACCCGUGAGCUGAUCCUCGCGGCCGUCAAGAUCGCGGUGCUAGUGCUGGACGAGCAGAUCAACCCGCACCACACGGACGGCUUCACGCACUCGCGGGCCGUCGCCAAGAUACUCUAUAAUCCGCUGUUCAAGGUCAUCAUUACGUGUGGCAUGGAUAGUAUCAUUAUUAAUUGGGAUCCCGUCACUGGUAAGCGCAACGUGUUGAUCCGCGAUGCGCAUGUGCGGCUGCUGCACGGCGAGCUGAUUCCGGUGGAGAUCACGGCCGCGUGCUUCGAUCCCGCGCACCAGCUGCUGCUCACCGGCGCCAGGAACGGCACGCUCAGGGUGUGGAAUUUCAACACGGGAGUGUGCUUGAAGGAGAUGACAAUAGAACACAUGUGCGAGGUCACCAACUGCUUUUGGGUGGAAGGCCGCAUAAUGGCGGUCGGCUGGAACCGGCACGUGACGGAGUUCGAGGAGGGCGGCACGACGCGCACGGGCAAGGCGUGGGAGACGCGGCACACGGACGACGUGCUCGCCGCCGCCGCACGCCACCCCAUCACGCUCGCCACGUCGUCCUAUAAUUCGGAGCUGAUAUUCUGGAAGCUGGAGACUGGCCAGCCUUAUCGACGCUUCUCGUGUACGGAGCCAAUGCUGCGCAUAAAGAUGCAGUACAGUAAGCGCGCCGCGUCGCCGCACGCUGCCACCGCGGGAAGCAGCGCGCAUCGCGGCUCCUCCAUGCUGCGCCGCCCUAGCAUGGGUGGUGCGCGCGAGUCUCUAAUCGACGCAGCGUCCGCAAUGGAGAAGGCACGCGCACGGCGUGUGUCCACGGUGAGCCUGCCCGCGCGCGCACAGCGCAUGCGCCAGCUCGCCGUACAUGCCAUGAUCUUCCUGCAGACGCGUCCGUGUCAUAUGCGUGUUGCAUCGCUAAUGGUGUCCCUGGAAAAUGGACAAAUCCAGUGCUGGUCAGACCACCCCGCUGGCGGUAUCCAGGGCGCGUUCCAGGGCAUCCACACCGCUGGGGACUACGUGUCUGCCUUCGCCACCGACGUUGAUAAUAAUUACCUGUUCACUGGGACUACUGUGGGAUACAUAAAAAUUUGGCUCAUGACGAACUAUCUAACGCUCGAAAAGGAGCACGUGAGCAUGCCACAGCUGCGGCUCAAGUUCCCGUUCCUGUGGCGCGACCGCGUGGAGGGGCGCGCCAAGCGCAGCGUGCGCGACCAGCCGCUGCCGCUGCUGCUGAGCUCCGCGCGCGCGCACCUGCGCUGCGUCACCGCUCUCGCUUAUGUCGACCACCUUGAGCUGCUGUUUAGCGGCUCAUCAGACUACAGCGUGCGUGCGUGGCGUCUGUCGGGCGAGUACGUGGGCACGCUGGGCAGCUUUGUGCCGUGGUCACUCGACGUGCCACGCUUCCCACCUGAUGUGCGCAAAGUCGCUAGCUUCACCACAUUCAAGGUGUGGCGCAGUGGCUACGUGUCCCGUUACGUGCCUGGACAAGUGGAAGUGGACAAGCUGCGUGACAUCACUGAGACGGAGCUGCGCACGCGCACGUUCGGCGCACCGCCGCCGCAACCUCUACUCGGUCGAUAUUUCAACUUGCCGCCAAGACCAGAGCAGCCUACUGCUAUUGUGCUUGAUGAUUCACUGCCCACAAUCCCGCUAUACACGCACCUACGCAUGGCGUCAACGCAGCCGGUGCGGCGGCCCGCUACGCCCGAGCUAGUUCGUGCCACGCGCCUGCGCCGCACCAACACGCGCCGUCCGCACUUCGAGUCGCACACGUCCUCUUAACGCAAAUGUGAAAACGCACGUGCGAUUUAAUUAACGCAGCCGGUGCGGCGGCUCGUACGUAUUUCAAUCAAGGCUUCUAAUGAAAUGACUGAAUUAUCCUUAGAGCAUUCAACCAUGCUGUAAGGAAUUAUCCAUUUGACUUCCACGCGUCAUCCAGCUUAUGUAUAGAAAUAAUUGCAUAAAUUCGCUUCAAUAAUUUUAGGGCUCUGUGUACGUCACGCUUAGUUUAUGUAUUUUUACUAGAUAUAGUGGCUUUAAUAUACUAUGCUUGCUUUGGAUCUUAUUGCUAACAUAUGCAGCUUAAUCAUUGUGUUGUCGUAUGCAGCAAAACUAUCCU